Lottia gigantea (owl limpet) is the source of this 324-nucleotide messenger RNA. RefSeq lists its product as hypothetical. The annotation marks the transcript as partial. Gene Ontology annotation, molecular function: protein dimerization activity; RNA polymerase II cis-regulatory region sequence-specific DNA binding; DNA-binding transcription factor activity, RNA polymerase II-specific. The transcript is spliced from 3 exons. Lineage: Eukaryota; Metazoa; Mollusca; Gastropoda; Lottiidae. Gene Ontology annotation, biological process: anterior/posterior pattern specification; regulation of transcription by RNA polymerase II; regulation of neurogenesis. Gene Ontology annotation, cellular component: nucleus. The record is from RefSeq and is a predicted model, not a curated record.
CAGAGUUCCAAGCCGAUAAUGGAGAAAAAAAGACGAGCAAGAAUCAAUGCAAGUUUAUCUGAAUUAAAAUCACUAUUAUUAGAAGUUAUAAAGAAGGAAGGCUCGCGACACAGUAAGAUGGAGAAGGCCGAUAUACUUGAGAUGACCGUUAAACACCUGAGGCAGCUUCAAAGACAAAAAUUCACAGGAUCUCCCAAAACUGACACGAAUGUCUUGAACAAUUAUCGUCUAGGAUUUGAAGAAUGUGCUCAAGAAGUAACUCGAUAUCUAUCUCAAAUGGAAGUAUGUGAUGUGGACUUGAGAUCACGGAUAUUAAAUCAUUUA